Molecule: messenger RNA, 3537 nt
Organism: Linum tenue
Lineage: Eukaryota; Viridiplantae; Streptophyta; Magnoliopsida; Malpighiales; Linaceae
Source: the annotation of a GenBank genome assembly
AUUUCUCCUCUCUGUCUCUCCCGCCUCCAUUACUGAUAAAGCCGGAAAAAAAACCCUAAACCCUAGUUUCCAAACCCAUAUGGGCCGUCGAAAGAACAACGCCAACAACAACAGCUCCGCGAGCUUCCCAACAUCCCAGCAGCCUCAGGGCUCAAAGAUCCGUUUCCAGGACGCAGAGGAGGUAGAGCCGGCCAUGGACAGUUCUAAUCUCGACGUCUCUAAUACUGUUCCCAGCGACAAAGCCAUUGCCAUGGAUGAUGACUCCAUGUCCGAAGCUGACGCUACUUUUACCGGUCCCAAUCACGGCGACGACGACGACCAAACCAGCGCCGAUUACUACUUUGAUUCUUACUCUCACUUUGGCAUUCACGAAGAAAUGCUGAAGGAUGUGGUGAGGACUAAGACAUACCAAAAUGUCAUUUAUCAGAAUAAGUUUCUCUUCAAGAACAAAGUAGUGCUUGAUGUUGGUGCCGGGACUGGAAUUUUGUCCUUGUUCUGUGCCAAAGCUGGAGCAGCCCAUGUUUAUGCAGUUGAGUGCUCAAACAUGGCUAACAUGGCGAAGGAAAUUGUUGAAUCUAACGGCAUGUCGGAUGUCGUAACGGUUUUAAAGGGAAAGAUCGAAGAGAUCGAGCUCCCAGUUAAGAAAGUGGAUGUAAUCAUUUCAGAGUGGAUGGGAUACUUUCUCUUGUUUGAAAACAUGUUGAACACUGUGUUGUACGCACGUGAUAAAUGGCUUGUCAAUGAUGGCAUUGUGCUACCCGAUAAAGCUUCCCUUUUUUUGACAGCCAUUGAGGACGCAGACUACAAAGAUGAUAAGAUUGAAUUUUGGAAUAAUGUAUAUGGCUUUGACAUGAGCUGCAUUAAGAGGCAAGCAAUCGCAGAACCUUUAGUUGACACCUGUGAUCAGAAUCAAAUUGUUACGAACUCCCAACUACUCAAGACGAUGGACAUCUCCAAGAUGACUUCUGGUGAUUGCUCGUUCACUGCUCCCUUCAAGCUGGUGGCAGAGCGCAACGAUUUCAUCCACGCAUUGGUUGCCUACUUUGAUGUAUCAUUCACCAAAUGCCAUAAAAUGAUGGGGUUCUCCACAGGCCCAAGAUCGAGGGCUACACAUUGGAAACAGACGGUGCUGUACUUGGAAGACGUAUUAACAAUAUGCGAAGGCGAAGUGCUCAGUGGAAGCAUGACAGUUGCCCAAAACAAGAAGAAUCCUAGAGACGUCGAUAUAACAGUCAAUCGGCAUUCGAUUCGUACUCCGUCGCUUGUGAGGCGUUCUCUGAACAUCGCCGUAGCCUGCGCCAGCUUCUCUAAUAGAGGCCAUCCUCCCCCUCUCCAUCUUUCUCCCUUCUUCUUCUUCUUUGCUCACGUUUUCUUUGCUAUUGUUCGUUUCUCCCCCCUCCUCCCCUUCUCGUCUCCUUUUGGUGUGGAUCAUCUUCUCAUGCUUGAAUUGAGUAUGGGGGAUUCUGGUUCGUGUGACGAUGGCCUGGUUGUGGAAAAGGAUCCGUCGGGUCGUUACGUUCGGUAUGAUGAGAUUUUGGGCAGAGGGGCAUUCAAGACUGUAUAUAAGGCAUUUGAUGAGGCUGACGGAAUAGAAGUUGCUUGGAACCAAAUGAGCAUUGAAGAUGCAUUACAGACACCGGAACAGUUGGAGAGGCUAUAUUCGGAGGUUCAUCUGCUGAAGUCACUGAAGCAUGAAAACAUCCUCAAGUCCUAUCACUCUUGGGUUGAUGACAAGAAUAGAACUAUCAACAUGAUUACGGAGUUGUUCACUUCUGGCAGUUUGAGGCAGUAUCGCAAGAAGCAUAAGAAUGUUGAAUUGAAGGCUAUAAAAAACUGGGCUAGACAGAUCCUUAGAGGUUUACACUAUUUGCACAGUCAAAGCCCUCCUAUCAUACAUCGUGAUUUGAAAUGUGACAAUGUGUUUGUCAAUGGGAACAAUGGGCAAGUUAAAAUUGGAGAUCUUGGAUUAGCUACUAUCAUGCAGCAGCCAACUGCUCGAAGUGUUAUAGGUACUCCUGAAUUCAUGGCUCCAGAGCUCUAUGAUGAAGAGUACACAGAACUUGUCGACAUCUAUUCUUUUGGCUUGUGCAUGCUCGAGAUGGUUACAUGUGAAUACCCAUACUGCGAAUGCAGAAAUCCUGCGCAGAUAUACAAGAAAGUUUCUUCAGGUGUAAAGCCAGCUUCCCUUGCUAAAGUUGAUAACCCUCAAGUUAAGGAGUUCAUAGAGAAGUGUUUAGUCCCAGCAUCUGCAAGACUGCCUGCUAUUGAACUGCUAAAAGACCCAUUUUUAGCAGCAUCAGUCAGUACAAAGGAAGCAGUUAUACCUUCUGAUUCUCUGGAAUUGUCAAGUCUGAUUCUCGGGCAAGGCAACUCACUUCAAUCAGAAUCAUUUCCCAUGGAAAUAGAUAUUCAUAGCAAGAAGUCGUCAUCAAAAACUUCUUGCAUCGAAAGCAUGAACGAAGCCAUGCAGCUCUCAACUCUAGAAGUUGAGAGGUGCACCGAGACAACUGGGUUCAGGUUAAGAGGGGAGAAGAAUGACAAGAAUACGAUUUCAAUGACUCUCCGCAUUGCUGAUUCAUAUGGACGGGCUAGGAACAUACACUUCUCCUAUUUUCUGGAUUCGGAUACUACUCUCACAAUAGCAGAGGAGAUGGUUGAACAACUUGAAUUGCCAAGUGAAGAUGUUGCUGUGAUUGCUGAGUUGAUCGAUAGCUUGAUAAUGAAGCUGCAUGGUGCUGCUAUGGUGCAGCAGAAUGGUUCUUUCGGUAGUAACAAUACUCAGCUGCUGUUCGACAAAGAUCAAGAAGAGGGCCGGGCGACAACAAUCAUUUCCGACAUCUCUAGCUCUGAGUUUUAUCUCACCACAGUGUCUUCCUCGGAUGAUUUCAUUAGCAACAACCAGCAACAACCUGUGAUGUUGUCUUCUUCUCCUGACUACUACGGCCUGGGACAGGAUGCAAAUGAAGAGUUCAUCAGCUCAGACUGUAUUGGUGUGAAUAAUAAUAAUAAUAUGAGCUGCUUGUCCAGCAUCUGCUCUCUGUCUCUUGGGGAAGAAGACAAGCAGCAGCAGCAGCAAGAAGGUGACGAGCUGCAGCUGGAACUGGCUGCAAUUGAUAUGCAGUACAGUAUGCUCUUCCAAGAACUGUCGAGGAUGCGGGAGGAAGCAAUGGAGAAUGCGAAAAUGAAGUGGAUGGCCAAGAAAAAAGUAGCUAGUGUUAUGUGAUUAUGAUUUGUAUUAGUUGUAGAUUGCUCCUUUAGUUCUUGUUUUGGUUUGAUUCUUUUUGUCCACAAAUCUUUGUUUGCAUCCAGUGAUUGAAUUUUAGUUGUGGCUGGGGCAAGUCAAAGAAAUUCUUUGUUUUUUUUCCCUCCACCUUUUGUCUUUUGUGGUGGCAUUUCAUUGUUCGUUGAGUUACCACUUGAUCAUUGAAUUCUACUGUCAGAUUUUUCUGUGUACAUAAAUGGAUUAUUUGCCAAGUAUGGCCCAAUUAUUCUUCAAAGAAAUUUUUGUUAUAUAAAGUAGUUGAGUUAUUCCGCAAA